Beta vulgaris subsp. vulgaris (sugar beet) is the source of this 540-nucleotide messenger RNA. RefSeq lists its product as uncharacterized. The transcript has a single exon. The record is from RefSeq and is a predicted model, not a curated record. Bases 1 to 540 code for a protein of 179 amino acids. Lineage: Eukaryota; Viridiplantae; Streptophyta; Magnoliopsida; Caryophyllales; Amaranthaceae.
AUGGAACGUCUUGACCGUGCUUAUGCAUCACCAGAAUGGUUGGAUAAAUACCCACUUAGCUAUGUUAAGCAUCUUCCGAUUAUGAAUUCGAAUCAUUCAACAAUCUUUUAUCAAACGGAGCCUCCCCAAAAUCUUCGAAGGAGACCCUAUCAGUUUGAAAACUGGUGCCUCGGUCACCCAGACAUUCCUACCAUGAAUGCAUCGGUUUGGCGAAUACCUAUUGCUGGUUCUACCAUGUAUUGUUUCACCAAACAUCUAUCAUUACUCCGCCAGCAGAUUAAACAAUGGUGUUUGGAUCAUAAGGUAGUGUGGGGUAUUGAUUGGAAGGACCUUUCUGCGCAGUUAACUGCAUCUGCUGUUAAUAUCGUCAAUAUUCCUCAAGGAAAUGAGUUUAUGAGCCAACGCCAACAACUACUAGACAAGGCUUCCAUGGCACAAUCUUACUGGUCGCAACGUUAUAAAGAUAAGUAUAUCCAGGAUGGGGACCUUCCUACCAAAUUCUUCUUUAACAAGAUGAAACAGAAACAACGUUCUACAUAG